CUUUAUUAAUAAUUAGCAUAUCCUUAUAAUAUAAUUAUAACUUCUUAUAAAGUAUAUAUUUAUAACCAAGAAACAUGUUAGCAAAAUCCACUAAAGAUAUGAUCAAUUCUAUUUUGUGCUUAUUAAUCAACUGCAAUGUUUUACAAGGUUGCAGAAUCAAAACGUUCUUCAAUGGUAGCUUUGAAAAAAGAGAGAUAAAUGACAAUGUUUUACUCUUCAUUUCUGAACAUAAAGUUGGAUCCAUGAAUAAGGAUCACAUUACCUUCAAAAAUUGCAAUGGAACACUAGAUCUUUAUUCUCAGAUGGAUGAUGGAUUUCGUUUUAACAAUUCUUUGAUUGUACUUUUAAAUACCAGAGAUAUUGGUGGAGGUACUACGAAUAGAAAGUAUAGACUUAACAACAAAGGAACUAACAAAACUAUAAAAGGACGGCGUAUAGGCAACGAUCAAAAUAAUAUUAUAUUACAUUGGCUUAACUAUUAGAAAAUUUAUUUCUUUAGCCAAAAAAGAAAAAAAAAUCUACAUUUUAUCAAAAUUUAAUUUAUCCGUGCUUUAAAAAACCUAAUCAAAAUUAUAACAUAAUCUUUAUAUAUAUAUAUUUUUUAAAGGGGGAUUGGAAAUUUAUUCUAAAAAAAUUGAUUUAAAUUAUUGUCACUUUAUCAUCAUAAAUAAAUAUAGAAUAAUGAUUAUAUUUCAGUAUAAACUGUUGCUAUACUAUUUCAUUUAUCUCCUUCUCCAUUCCUUGUUUAAA
Gordionus sp. m RMFG-2023 is the source of this 750-nucleotide messenger RNA. RefSeq lists its product as uncharacterized. The transcript is spliced from 5 exons. The record is from RefSeq and is a predicted model, not a curated record. NCBI's taxonomy places the organism in Eukaryota, Metazoa, Nematomorpha, Gordioida, Chordodea, Parachordodidae. Bases 75 to 482 code for a protein of 135 amino acids.